Cylicostephanus goldi is the source of this 567-nucleotide messenger RNA. Lineage: Eukaryota; Metazoa; Nematoda; Chromadorea; Rhabditida; Strongylidae. The record is from the annotation of a GenBank genome assembly.
UUGCAGUGGUCAACAGCGAAAGGACAUAAUCUGUAUGGAAGUGAAAAACUGCAAACCCUAUAUGUUGCGUGGACCAUUGGCAAGCUCUUGAGGAAAGUUCCCGUAGAGUUGAUGCAGCGUAAAUGGCCCUCUGCAUAUCCCGAAUUCAAAAAGGAACUUGACCAGCCUAACACUUCUUGGAAGAAAUUGCGAGAUCUCCUUCUUCGACUGGAAUGUGGAAUGAGACGCACUCUUUUCUUACCGCAGUGGUGGAACAGUCUUGGCCAUACUAGACUUACUCGGACUACCGUCGAAGACAGGGACCGCAUGAUGAGAGAAGCUCAAAGACGGAAAAAAGAAGAAAGAGAAGCAAUAGACGUAGAAGAUGAGGAUAUAAUCAUUGUGAAGCAUUCAAAAUUGCCUCAUGGUGUUAGCAGAGAACUGACUAGAAUGCGGGAUGAAAAAUAUCGUCUCUAUGGCAAAGGGGCAUUGGGUGGGUGGAUGUGGAUUUCACGCACACUCGUCAGGAAGAUCCUUGAUGAUCCACCUUCGUUUGUCAUUGGAAAACAACGGCAAGACAGGGUAUGA